AUGAUAGAAGUUUGCUAUCACGGGCAUGGUGCAUAUAAGAGGAUUGCUCAGAUGGUUUGCUAUUUCUUCUACAAAAACAUUGCAUUUGGUCUUACCCUCUUCUACUUCGAGGCAUUCACUGGUUUUUCUGGGCAAUCAAUAUAUGACGACUGGUACAUGUUAUCAUUCAAUGUCAUUCUAACCUCAUUGCCUGUAAUUUCGCUUGGAGUUUUUGAACAAGAUGUUUCGUCUGAGGUCUGCUUACAGUUCCCUGCAUUGUACCAACAAGGACCUAGAAAUUUGUUCUUUGACUGGUACAGGAUACUGGGGUGGAUGGGCAAUGGUGUCUAUUGCUCUCUCAUAGUCUUCUUUCUCAACAUCAUCAUCUUCUACGACCAAGCCUUCCGUGCCAAUGGCCAGACAGCUGAUAUGGCUGCUAUGGGUACCACUAUGUUCAGUUGCAUCGUUUGGGCUGUUAACUGCCAGAUUGCUCUCAUAACGAGCCACUUUACGUGGAUUCAGCAUCUCCUUGUGUGGGGAAGUAUUGCAAUGUGGUACCUAUUUCUCUUGCUUUACGGAAUGCUGCCUCCAACUCGCUCCAAGAAUGCUUACCAAAUUCUAGUCGAAGCUCUUGGUCCUGCCCCAUUAUUUUGGUCAGCCACUCUCUUAGUAACAAUCGCAUGUAAUCUCCCAUACAUUGUCCACUUAGCAUUCCAAAGAAGUUUCAAUCCAAUGGAUCAUCAUAUCAUCCAAGAAAUCAAGUACUACAAGAAGGAUGUUGAGGAUCAGCGCAUGUGGAAGAGGGAGGCGUCGAAAGCAAGACAAGAAACCAAGAUAGGGUUCACGGCGAGAGUGGAUGCCAAGAUCAGACAUUUGAGAGGGAAGCUACAAAAGAAGCAUCAUACCCCUGUAAGUACGCAAGGAGGGAUGUCACCGUCGUGACCGUGUCCAUGAUUUUUACAGUUUUGAAAUCUGUAAUUUUUUAGGGUUUUUGGGGUUGGGGGCGCGGGGGGGGGGGGGACUGAGGGGAAGGGUAUUGCAGUUUUACAGUUUUUUAGUUGGUGGGCGUUUGUAAUUCUUUGUGUUGGUGUUGUUUUGAUUCCACUAACAUGGGGUUGGUUAGAGUCCCCUUGGUUGUAGAAAAAGAGGUUGGAGCUGUUAUAAUGUACAAUAUCUAGUAAUUCUUGGAGUCAAUCUUUAAAAAGCAAUGGACCAAGUAAA
Messenger RNA from Malus domestica (apple), 1200 nucleotides. NCBI's taxonomy places the organism in Eukaryota, Viridiplantae, Streptophyta, Magnoliopsida, Rosales, Rosaceae. The record is from RefSeq and is a predicted model, not a curated record.